This is a messenger RNA of Ailuropoda melanoleuca (giant panda), 1717 nucleotides long. RefSeq names its product multimerin-2. The record is from RefSeq and is a predicted model, not a curated record. Bases 357 to 1574 code for a protein of 405 amino acids. The transcript has 8 exons. Gene Ontology annotation, molecular function: protein binding. NCBI's taxonomy places the organism in Eukaryota, Metazoa, Chordata, Mammalia, Carnivora, Ursidae.
GGGCUGGGGGCUGCUGGGGACCUCGGCCCAGGCCCCAGGUGGUGGGUUCUCGGAUCCACACAGUCCAAGGCCACCUGGGGUCUGGAGGGCAGAGGCUGAGGACACCGGCAGGGACCCCAGCAGACGAACAAGGAGGAAUCCAAGGCAUCCAGGGAGCUCCGCUUCAGUGCCCCUCUGGAAAUGGAGUGAAUUCUCCUGGGACAGUUCUAGCCAGCUCUGACGCGUCAAGUAACUGGUGCCCGUACCAGAAGUCCAGGCUGGUCACCUUUGUAGCUGCUUGCAAAACAGAGAAAUUCCUCGUCCACUCGCAGCAGCCAUGUCCACAGGGGACUCCGGACUGCCAGAAAGUCAAAGUCAUGUAUCGCAUGGCACAGAAGCCGGUGUACCAGGUCAAGCAGAAGGUGCUGGCCUCCGUGGCCUGGAGGUGCUGCCCAGGCUUUGCGGGCCCUGACUGCCAGCACCACGAUCCCACAGCAAUCCCUGAGCAUGAAGAUCUAGGUGAUGGCCUCCAGGAGCCUUGGGAUGGGCCAGUCGGCUUUGAACCUGGCCACCCAGCUGCAGAGCUCAGCAAUGUCAUGCAGCAGCAGGAACGCCUGCUGGGAGAUCUCCAGAAUGACAUUCACCAGGUGGCAGAUGGCCUCCCGGGGCUCUGGACUGCCCUGGCAAGCAACCUCACAGCUGCCACCAUUGAGGCAAAUCAGACAGAGCCUGGGGUGCCUGGCAGAUCCUUGGAGCAAGUGCUACUGCCCCACAUGGACGCCUUCCUGCAGGUGCAUUUCAUCCCCAUUUGGAGGACCCUCAACCAAAGCCUGCACAGCCUCUCCCAAGCCGUGAGAAACCUGUCUCUCGAUGUGGAGGCCAACCAGCAGGCCAUCAAGGGGGUCCAGGAGGGCACGGUGGCCAAGGCUGACUUCCAGGAGCUUGGGGCCAAAUUUGAGAGCAAGGUGCAGGAGAAUGCCCAGAGAGUGGGGCAGCUGCGGCGGGACGUGGAGGAACGCAUGCACGCCCAGCAUCUCUCCCUGCAGCAGUCCCUCGCCCAGGUUGAGGCGGACGUGGACGCCAAGUUGAAGAGGUUCCUUAAGGCCCAGGAGCCCGUGGGGGCCAAUGGCAGCCUGGUCCCAGCAGCGGCAGGGGCAGGCGCCAGGCCAGAGCCGGAGAGCCUGCAGGCCAGGCUGGGCCAGCUGCAGAGGAACCUGUCGGCCCUGCACACGGCCGCGGGCCUCAGGGAAGCCGAGUUGCAGAGCACCCUGGCGGACAUGAGGGCCACGCUGGCGCAGCACGUGGAUGAGAUCAAGGAGCUGUAUUCGGAGUCCGAUGAGACCUUCGAUCAGAUCAGCAAGGUGGAGCGGCAGCUGGAGGAGCUGCAGGUGAACCACACGGCGCUGCGUGAGCUGCGGGUGAUCCUGAUGGAGAAGUCGCUGAUCAUGGAGGAGAACAAGGAGGAGAUGGAGCGGCAGCUGCUGGAGCUCAACCUCACCCUCCAGCAGCUGCAGGGCGGCCACGCCGACCUCAUCAAGUAUGUCAAAGGACUGCAACUGCCAGAAGCUCUACUUCGACCUGGACGUCAUCCGUGAGGGCCAGAGGGACGCCACGCGGGCCCUGGAGGAGGCGCAAGUGAGCCUGGACGAGCGGCACCAGCGCGACGGCUCGUCCCUGCAGGCCCUGAGCGGCACGGUGGCGGCGCUGUCGCGGGCGGUGGACGCGCAGCGGGCGGAGG